CCUUUUUUUUUAUUACAGUACCAGAACAGUUCAAGAAACCAAAGGAUGGGACGUGUUCAGAGACCCUCCGGUCAAAGUGGACUCUGGGUCCAUGGCCAAUCAGAAGUGUUUCGAAAUAUCGGCCAAAAUACUCAAAGUUCUAGCAUAUUUACUUACUUUUGUGAUAGUACUAGCAUCAGGUGUCAUAUCGAAGGGUACGCUGCUUUUCAUGACGUCCCAACUCAAAACUGACAAAAUAGUCGAAUAUUGUAACAAAGAAUUAGGUAGAGAAAAACAAUUUAUAGUUAAACAACCUGAAGUGGAAAGGGUAGCAUGGAUGUGGUGUCUCAUGUUCGCCUUUUGGGUUCCUGAAUUGGGAGCCUUAUUUCGUGCUUCCAGGAUUUGUUUCUUUAAGUCUUGUAAGAAACCGUCCUUUCCCAUAUUUCUCGUAGUUUUCUUCACCGAAACAGCUCACACCGUUGGGCUGGCUAUUCUGGUAUAUUUUGUACUACCAGAUCUCGAUGUUGUCAAAGGAGCUAUGCUGACCAAUUGUAUUUGCUUUGUACCUGGAGUUUUAUGCCUGUUUUCUAGAAGUAAAAAGGACUCGCAACGAUUUAUCAAAGUAAUAAUAGAUCUCAUAGCCAUUACGGCUCAAGUCACUGGAUUCGUUGUUUGGCCAAUAAUGGCAGGCAGAAAGGAAUUAUGGUUGAUCCCCAUUUCAACCGUUCUUAUUUCGAUCGGCUGGUGGGAGAAUUACAUAUGCGAACAGUCGCCAGUGCCAUUUAUAAAAGCUCUGGGAAAAGUAAAAAGCCAAAUGGACGCGACCCGUUAUUUCACGUACAUCUUCAUUUCAACGUGGAAAUGCGCCUGUUUCUUCCUCUGUCUACUCAUCAUCUGCUUGAUCAAAGAAGGAGAGGUUGCAUUUUUCUUCAACGAAUUUUCUAAAAGCUUCAGCGUUCACACGAUUACAAUAACAGAGAUAAAGCCACUGCUUGGCGGUGUAAUUUUGCCCGAUAUUUCCGAGCUACUUCCAACAGGAGACGACGUCACUAUACCAUCCUGGGAAUCCACUCCAUUGUACGUCUUAUUAAUUAACAUCACAGCAUCGUACCUGUGCUAUAUUUUCGGAAAGUUUGCUUGCAAAAUCAUGAUACAGGGUUUCUCGUACGCCUUUCCCGUAAAUCUAACCAUACCGGUAACGAUAUCUCUGCUAAUCGCCGCAUGCGGAUUAAGAAGUAGUGAUCCCUGCUUUCUUCACGAUACGAUACCCGGUUACUUGUUCUUUGAAAGUCCUCCGGCCGAUGUACUGAACGAUUUCAUAUCGCACCAACAUGCCUGGAUCUGGCUGGUGUGGCUGUUAUCUCAGACAUGGAUCACCAUACACAUUUGGACACCGAAAUGUGAACGUCUGGCGAGAACCGAAAAGUUAUUUGUGCUACCGAUGUACGACGGCUUGCUAAUCGAUCAGAGUUUAGCUCUGAACAGGCGGAGAGACGAUCAAGCCAACGUUAAACCUGAAGAUUUGGACGAGAUUCAGAAGGAGAAAGGCGACGAGUACUACGAAACAAUUUCAAACCAUACGGAUGGAUCUACGCCGAAAACUAUCAAAAGUUCAGAUCAUAUAACUAGAAUAUAUGCAUGCGCAACUAUGUGGCACGAAAACAAAGAGGAAAUGAUUGAAUUUUUGAAAUCCAUAUUAAGGCUGGACGAGGACCAGUCUGCAAGACGAGUUGCCCAAAAAUAUUUACGCAUUGUAGAUCCAGACUACUACGAAUUCGAAACACACAUUUUCUUCGAUGAUGCUUUCGAAAUUUCCGACCACAACGACAACGACAGUCAGGUGAAUCGUUUCGUCAAGCUCCUGGUUGCAACGAUCGACGAAGCCGCUUCUGACGUCCAUCAAACUCAUAUCAGAGUGAGGCCUCCGAAGAAAAUACCAACCCCCUACGGCGGAAGGCUCGUCUGGACUCUUCCCGGUAAAACGAAGAUGAUAGCACACUUGAAGGACAAGAUGAAAAUCAGACACAGGAAACGAUGGUCCCAAGUCAUGUACAUGUAUUACUUGUUAGGUCAUAGACUUAUGGAGUUACCGAUUUCCGUGGACAGAAAGGCUGUGAUUGCAGAAAACACUUAUCUUUUAACUCUUGACGGAGAUAUCGAUUUUCAACCUCAAGCUGUGCAUUUACUUGUCGAUUUAAUGAAGAAAAAUAAAAAUUUAGGUGCUGCUUGUGGAAGAAUUCAUCCGGUUGGUUCAGGCCCAAUGGUAUGGUACCAACUGUUUGAGUAUGCAAUUGGUCAUUGGCUUCAGAAGGCCACUGAGCACAUGAUUGGCUGUGUACUUUGUAGCCCUGGAUGUUUUUCACUCUUCAGGGGCAAAUCACUUAUGGACGAUAACGUCAUGAAGAAAUACACCACUUGUUCCGCGGAGGCCAGACAUUACGUGCAAUACGAUCAAGGAGAAGAUAGAUGGCUGUGUACACUUUUAUUACAAAGAGGUUAUCGAGUAGAAUAUUCAGCUGCUUCCGAUGCAUACACUCAUGCGCCAGAAGGAUUUAACGAGUUCUACAACCAAAGACGUAGAUGGGUACCGUCGACCAUUGCCAACAUUAUGGAUCUUCUUCAAGACUACAAGAAAACUGUCAAAGUCAAUGACAAUAUUUCAAUGCCUUACAUCGCUUAUCAGAUCCUUCUCAUGGGUGGUACGAUUUUGGGUCCUGGUACUAUAUUUCUUAUGUUGGUGGGUGCGUUUGUGGCCGCCUUCCAAAUCGACAACUGGACAAGCUUUUAUUACAACAUUAUGCCAAUUUUUUUCUUCAUGUUGGUCUGUUUCACAUGUAAAUCUAAUAUCCAGCUCCUGUGUGCUCAGAUAUUAUCGACAGGAUACGCACUCAUCAUGAUGGCCGUGAUAGUCGGUACUGCGUUACAAUUGCGUGAGGACGGCGUCGGUUCACCUUCGGCCAUCUUUUUAAUAGCAAUGACAGGGUCGUUCUUCAUAGCGGCCUGUUUGCAUCCUCAAGAGUUCUGGUGCAUCGUUCCAGGAAUCAUUUAUCUGCUUUCGAUCCCGUCCAUGUACCUCCUGUUGAUUCUCUACUCAAUCAUCAAUUUGAAUGUUGUCUCGUGGGGCACCCGAGAAGUUGCAACGAAAAAGACCAAAAAGGAACUGGAGGAAGAAAGAAAAGCUGCAGAAGAAGCCAAAAAGAGAGCUAAGCAAAAGUCCCUCCUCGGGUUUCUUCAAAACGGAGGUACUAACGACGACGACGAAGGCAGUAUUGAAAUAUCUUUAGCCGGUCUCUUCAGAUGUAUGCUCUGCACUCAUCAAAAGAAUCAAGAUGAAAAGGUCCAACUAAUUAAUAUCUCCGAAACAUUAGAAAAGCUUAACAAAAAAUUGGAGAAUUUGGAAAGGGUUGUUGAUCCUCAUGGUCAUCACGUUCACCGCAGAAGAAGCAUGUCCGCUUCAUCGAAGGAUCAUCACCUUAGCAAUAUUGCAGAAGACGGUCAUGAAGAGUCCAGCCAGGAAUCGGACAGCGAAACGGUAUCUACUAGUCCAAGGAACGACAGGGACGAUCUGGUCAAUCCUUAUUGGAUAGAAGAUCCCGAACUUCGAAAAGGUGAAGUUGAAUAUCUUAGUUCAACGGAAAUACAAUUUUGGAAGGACCUUCUUGAUAAGUAUUUGUAUCCAAUUGACGAAAACAAGGAAGAAAAGGCCAGAAUAGCGAAAGAGCUAAUUGAGCUCCGCAAUAAGUCAGUAUUUGCAUUCUUCAUGUUCAAUGCUCUUUUUGUAUUGGUAGUGUUCCUCCUACAGCUUAAUAAGGAUCAGAUCCACGUUAAGUGGCCUUUAGGAGUGCGCACCAAUAUCACGUACAUUGAGGAAACUUCCGAGGUAUUUACAGGUUUAAGAGCGGACCUCUUCUGUGGAGUGGGAUACUAAUGUGUAUCUCUUUUGGUUGGGAAUCUUCUACCUACUGUCAACGCACACUCAAUACACUCCAAUUCCUCUGUUUUUAAAUUGUUUGUCCGUCCCUGUUCAGGACACAAUUUACACGAUAAACGUAUAUACAGGGUGAUUCUUUUUAUUCGUACGAACGUUAAUUUUGGUGGGAGAAAAAUUUAACGUACUGUUCGUUUCAAGAAGUUAGAGAUAUGCCCCUUCCCUUUGUUAGGAU
Messenger RNA from Agrilus planipennis (emerald ash borer), 4142 nucleotides. RefSeq names its product chitin synthase chs-2 (gene kkv). Gene Ontology annotation, molecular function: chitin synthase activity. The record is from RefSeq and is a predicted model, not a curated record. The transcript is spliced from 11 exons. Lineage: Eukaryota; Metazoa; Arthropoda; Insecta; Coleoptera; Buprestidae. Gene Ontology annotation, cellular component: cell periphery; cell septum. Bases 92 to 3907 code for a protein of 1271 amino acids.